CAAGAGUCUGACAUGACUACACACACUUUGGUUCCUUCAGGAGAGAAACCAGUCAGUUGCAGUCUGACACCUCACCUGGCAAAUCAUUGCGAGGUGAAACCCUUCAGCUGCAGGGUUUGUGACCAAAGUUUUUCUUUGCAUAUACAGCUAAAAAGACACAAGUGUGUCCUAGAUCAGGCUUCAGAGCUUCUCAACCAGAAUGAGGAGACAGGAGAGGCAGAAAGUGCUGACGAGGCUGAAGAGGAUGGUGUUAGACAAGAACCAAUCAGGAACCCAGGUCCAGAGGGACAAUUGCAAGUAGAGAUUGAGGUCAAGACCGAAGACUCUUCUGAACCCGAUGACAUUGAUGAUCGGAGGGAGAUAAAAGAACAGUCUGGGAUAAACAGUUUGGAUCUUUUUAAAGACGACAGUUCAGAGACUGAUAAGAAAUCACAAAGCUGCUCUGAGUGUGGGAAAACACUGAAAACAAAUCGGGAUCUAAUCAAACACAUGAGAACUCACACAGGAGAGAAACCCUUCAGCUGCUCUUUAUGUGGUAAAAACUUCAGUCAAAGAGGGUAUUUAAAUCAACACUUAAGAACUCAUCUAAAAGAGAAACUCUUUAGCUGCUCCGAGUGCGGGAAAUCCUUUAAACAAAAAGGAAAUCUAAUUCAGCACAAGAGAAUUCAUCUAAAUGAGAAACCCUUCAGCUGCUCUGAGUGUGGCAAAUCCUUCAAACAAAAGGGAUAUCUGAUUCACCACAUGGAAACGCACCAAAAGGAGAAACCCUUCUGCUGCUCUCUGUGUAGUAAAACGUUUUCAAAGAAAGGGCAACUAGCUGCACACAUGGUUGUUCACUCGGGACAGAAACUGUUCAGCUGCUCUGACUGUGGUAAAGGAUUUAAACGGAAGUCUUGUCUGGCCCGGCACGUGGUCGUUCACACAGGAGAGAAACCCUUUACCUGCACUGAGUGUGGAAAAGGAUUUCUCCAAAAAUCUAAACUGACCGCACACAUGUUAGUUCACACGGGAGAGAAACCGUUUGGCUGCCCCGAGUGUGACAAAAGAUUUCACCAAAAGUAUUAUCUGACUGCACACAUGUUAAUUCACUCUAAAGAGAAACCGUUGAGCUGCUCCGAGUGUGAUAAAAUAUUUUACCACAAGUCUAAUCUGGCCACACACCUGGCACAUCACAGAGGAGAGAAACCGUUCAGCUGCAGGGUCUGUGACCAACGCUUCUCUUGGCCCACCCAGUUACAAAGACACAACUGUGUUUCACAUCAGGCUUCAGAGCUUCAACCAAAUAAAACAUCAGAGGAGAAAAGUGAUUCUGAAACAGGAGUCGAUGAAGAGGACUGUGGAGGACCAGAAGCGGACAGGAAUUCAGAUCCAGAGAGACAUUUUGAUAUUAAGGUUGAGGUCAAGACUGAGGACUUCUCUGACUCUGGGAGUGAAGACUGACCAGAUGGUAAAUGGACUUGAGCUUGUAUAUUUAUUUUCUAGUCUUCUGACUUCUCAAAGUGCUUUUACUCCGCAUGUCACACCUACACAUUCACACACUGAUGGUAGAGGCUGCAGUGUAUUAACUCAUCCAUUCAUACACUCACACGUCACCAAUGAAGCAGAGAGCAACUUGGGGUUAAGUGUCUUACCCAAGAACAUAUCAGACAUGUAGCUUCAGCAUCUGGCGAUUGAACCUUUGACCUUCCGAUGGAGAUGGGGCUGACUCCACUGAACCACAGCCGCCUCUUGUAACCUCUGGAGAGACAAAACUCACAGAUGAGUCUUAUAUUGUAAUGUGUGAUUAGGUGCCAUUUUUUUUUAAUUAAGUGUCUUUUUCUCUGCUGCACGGCACAUGCUCGCUUGUGAUUGGACAGGAGCUGAUGACACUUUUAGUAGUUGAACUGCAGAUACAGACUUACCUGGCCUUCAAUCAUCAAUCAAACUUUAUUUAUAUACUGUAGCACCUUUCAGACAAUUACAUUUCAGUUCAAAGUGCUUUACAAAAG
This is a messenger RNA of Labrus bergylta (ballan wrasse), 1988 nucleotides long. The record is from RefSeq and is a predicted model, not a curated record. NCBI's taxonomy places the organism in Eukaryota, Metazoa, Chordata, Actinopteri, Labriformes, Labridae.